AUGGAACCCCUGCCAGCCAACUCUUCCUUGCUGGAGCCACCAGGCAACGGCUCUUUGUCCGAGGGAGGCGAGGCCGCUGCGGCCCUGGGAGGGGUGCUGAGUCUGAUGUGUGCCACCGGGGUGGCCGGCAACCUCUACGCGCUGGCGGUCGUGCGGGCCUCUCCCGCGGCCUCCUCGCUGCGCACGCACCUGGUCAACCUGGCGCUGGCGGACCUGCUGUACCUGUCCACGGCCCCCUUCAUCGUCCACAACGGCCUGGUCAAGGACUGGUCCUUCGGCGAGGCGGGCUGCCGGAUCCUCCUGAGUCUGGACCUGCUCACGAUGCACGCCAGCAUCUUCCUGCUCACGCUGAUGAGCUGCGAGCGCUACACCGCGGUGGCGCGCCCCUUCCAGGCCGCCCGCCGGGCACGACGGUGCCGCCGGCCCCUGGCCGCGGCCAUUUGGCUCCUCUCCUUUGCCCUGGCCCUGCCCAUGAUGGUGAUGAUCCACCAGGAGGAGCGCGUGCUGGGGGAGGCGGGAGAGGUCGUUCGGCACCUCUGCUCCCCAACCUGGAGCGAGGAGCAGUACAGGCUGUACCUGAGCAUCCUCUUCAGCACCAGCAUCGUGGCGCCCGGACUGGUCAUCGGGGCCCUCUACUGGCGCCUGGCCAGGACCUACUGGCUGUCGCAGACCCGCAGCGGCUUGGGCCACUCCCCCAAGAGCCGGGUUUUCCUCCUCAUCCUCGUCAUCGUCCUGGCCUUCUGGGCCUGCUACUUGCCCUUCUGGAUCUGGCAGCUGCUGCCCCUUUACUGCCCAUCCGCAGCCCGCCUGCCAGUCCACACGGAGAUCUCCAUCAACCACCUGGUGACCUGCUUGACCUACGGCAACAGCUGCAUCAACCCCUUCCUCUACACCCUGCUCACGCGCAACUACCGCGAGUACCUGCAGGCUCGCCAGAGGGGGGCGGCAUGUGCGUCCCUGAGAUGCCUCCGAAGGCGCGAAGGUGCGGAGGACAUCUGA
Molecule: messenger RNA, 999 nt
Organism: Varanus komodoensis (Komodo dragon)
Lineage: Eukaryota; Metazoa; Chordata; Lepidosauria; Squamata; Varanidae
Product: urotensin-2 receptor-like
Exons: 1
Coding region: 1-999 (332 amino acids)
Biological process (GO): regulation of blood pressure; blood vessel diameter maintenance; neuropeptide signaling pathway
Cellular component (GO): membrane
Molecular function (GO): urotensin II receptor activity
Source: RefSeq, a predicted model, not a curated record